AUCCUGAUUCCUACACUGUUCGACGUUGUCGGUACUGCGCUCGUCAACUAUGGUCUUCUGUACGUGAGUGCAAGUGUGUACCGUAUGUUGUGCGGGACUGAGCUUGUCUUCUGUGCAACCGGCGCCGUGCUAUUCCUCGGGCGGAAGCUUCUUUCCAAGCACUAUCUUGCGAUCCUGAUGAUGGUAUCCGCUGCCGUUCUUGUGGGAGCUGCGUCGAUGCUGAAUGGCGACAGCGCUGGCAGUGGCAGCCCCAAGGAGCAAGCGGUUGGCAUGGUUCUUCUCGCGUUUUCGCAGCUUGUUUUCGCAGCGCAGAACCUAGUGGAGGAGUCGUUUAUGGCAGAUAUGAAGGUUGACGCCGCGCUCAUUGUUGGUAUGGAAGGUGCUUGGGGUCUGCUUAUUAUGAGCCCGGCGUUGCUAGUGGCGCAAUUUGCGCCUGGAUCUGACGUGGGCGGUGUGCUGGAGAAUACAGCGGACUCGUUGAUGUUGAUGAGGACCAAUCACUUUGUUCUCGCAUCGGCGAUUUUCUUGGUGUUUGGCUUCUUCGUUACAAACUACGCUCUGAUCUGCAUGUCUGGUCAGCUUGGCGCGACGUUCAGAAUCGUCAUCGACAACUUGAGGACCCUCAUCGUGUGGCUCGUUGGGCUCGCCGUCUUUACGUAUACGAAGGAUGAUCCGAUUCCGUUGGGCGAAGAGUGGCAACAGUAUUCCUACGUUCAGGUCAUAGGGUUCGCCGUGAUGAUCCUUGCCGUCUUUGUUUAC
This is a messenger RNA of Emiliania huxleyi CCMP1516, 759 nucleotides long. RefSeq lists its product as hypothetical. The annotation marks the transcript as partial. NCBI's taxonomy places the organism in Eukaryota, Haptophyta, Isochrysidales, Noelaerhabdaceae. The transcript has a single exon. Gene Ontology annotation, cellular component: membrane. The record is from RefSeq and is a predicted model, not a curated record.